Molecule: messenger RNA, 12697 nt
Organism: Pygocentrus nattereri (red-bellied piranha)
Lineage: Eukaryota; Metazoa; Chordata; Actinopteri; Characiformes; Serrasalmidae
Gene: zfhx3b
Product: zinc finger homeobox 3
Exons: 13
Coding region: 866-12427 (3853 amino acids)
Biological process (GO): regulation of neuron differentiation; regulation of transcription by RNA polymerase II; brain development
Cellular component (GO): nucleus
Molecular function (GO): RNA polymerase II cis-regulatory region sequence-specific DNA binding; zinc ion binding; DNA-binding transcription factor activity, RNA polymerase II-specific
Source: RefSeq, a predicted model, not a curated record
CCUCUAAAUAAGCAGCGUAUUCACACAAGCCCCAUCAGGACAGGAGGCAGGGCUGCAGCCGGGGUGUGAAAUCACACACACACUCACACGCACAUACACACACUCACUCACUCACUCACACACUCAGUGUCUCAGCCAGUAGCGCUCCACUACUGUAAGCCACAGCAGCAAGCAAGCAAGCAGCCCGGAGGGAAAAAAAAGUGUGGACUGGACGUGAAGGAAGGGGAAAGAAAGCAAGGAGAGGAGAGGAAGGAGGGGGAGAAAAAGAAAGACAGAAAGGUCCGCGAGGAAAAGAGGAAGAGGAUUCGCAGGCAGCUCGUCCGAGACAGCCGGAUCGGAUCUGCUCUGCUGGAAGAGACAUUUGAGUGGCGUGUACUUUUGGAUCUCUUGUGGCCUGCCGGUGGCGCUACCACUUUGAAAAGCGUCUCCACAGACUGUGGAUACUCCAAACCAAACCCAACCCCAUGAUUGGGCCUCAUAGCUUUGACAAGCCCUGGAAAUACCUGGAAUUCUAGGACUGCAUCAUUUCAAGCCCUUGUCAAGGGACUUCCUUUUAGUGCCCAGGCACUGGAUCUGAAAGCUUUAUCUUCUUCUUUAGUCUUUGUGCAUAUACCAAUAGAAAUAAAAAAAAGAAAAAAAAAAGAAAAAAAACACUAUAGCUUUAACGGUAGUGAUAGCCUCCGCUGGCCUCCUGCACCAAAAAAAUCCUGCCGCCACUGCGAGGGUUGUGACCUUUCUGGCACCUGGCUUCAAACGGACACUUGAAACGAGGCACGCGGUCAGAGGGGGGCUUCCAAGCAGCAGCAAAUCGAACCAAAAACCACAUCAGGCCUGGAUGCGAUGAACGCCUCAUGUAGGCAUCAGCAUGGAAAGCUGUGAGUCUCCCGUGGUUUCUGGGACAGACGAUGGGCUCAGCUCCUCCACCACCUCCCAGCAGCAGCAGCACCCUCCUCAGCCCUGGAACGAUCACCCUAGUGCACAGGUCUCUCCCAGCAACCAACCCGCUUCCCUGGAGCCCCUGUCUCUCUCUGUACCCUACCCAGCCCAGCUCCAGAAUCCCAGCACACCUCGUGAGGCUGUGAGAGAGCAGCAGCAGAAACAGCAGCAGCAAACACGGACCCCACCCCAGGCUCCCAACAACAGCUCUGCCAGCAGUCAGCGGCAUCCCAGAAGAGGGGGGUUGGAGGAAGAGGAGCAGGAAGCAGUGAGCUGUGGAGAGGAGGACGAGGAUUUGGAGGACUUGGACGAGAUGGAGAUUGACAGCUGUUUUCCGAGUCUGCAGCCCUUCCCAGGCAUGCCCAUGGCUCAAGUAGGAGGGGGCAUGCCCACUCUCAUGCGCCAGCAGCCUACACGGCGGACGGAUGCUACAGAGAGUGGGAGUGAAGAAGGAGAGGAGGAGGAAGAGGAAGAGAGCAGUGACGUGGAGAACCUAGCUGGGGAGAUAGUUUACCAACCUGAUGGCUCGGCCUACAUUGUGGAAAGCCUCAGCCAGCUGAUCCAAAGUGAUGGGGGCAUGGCACCUGGUGUGCUCCCCUCAAAUUCUCUCCCCAGUGGAGGUAAGCUGGGGGAAUCUUCCGGGACCUCCUCAUCAGUGUACCCUCAGAUCAUCAACACGUUCCACAUAGCCUCGUCUUUUGGGAAGUGGUUCGGCCCCUCAGACCAAGGUUUCCCCAAUACCUCAUCCCCGGCAGGCCUCAGUCCUGUCCUGCACAGUUUCCGCGUCUUUGAUGUGCGGCACAAAAGCAACAAGGAUUACCUAAACAGUGACGGGUCUGCCAAGAAGUCUUGUGUAUCCAAAGAUGUUCCCAACAAUGUGGAUUUCUCCAAAUUUGAUGGACUGGCCCUUUAUGGUAAAGGCAAGCCCAUCCUCAUGUGUUUUCUCUGCAAGCUAUCCUUUGGUUAUGCUCGUUCCUUUGCCACUCACGCCGUCCAUGACCAUCGCAUGACCCUGUGUGAGGAUGAGCGCAGGCUGUUGAGCCACAAGCACGCGUCUGCCAUCAUCCAGGGCAUCGGCAAGGACAAAGAGCCCCUCAUUAGCUUCCUGGAACCAAAAAACAAAAGCUCUCCCCCACCACCCACACUAGUGCCUGUGAGCUCAGGCCAGAGCUUCUAUGGCACGUUCAGUGGGGUUCAUUUAGAGGGGGGGAGCAGUAGUGGAGGAGGUGAGGGACUCCUGAACAAAGACUCUGAUUCGGGUCUCCAGCAGCAAGCCCUCCUCGCCCUGGGAGGCCUUGGAAGUCCCAAGCCACCCUCUCUUACCUCAACCCCAGGCCCUGCCAAAGACUCCAGCACCCUGCCCAAGGCACAGGGAGGGAGAACAGAGGGGCCUGUGGGGAAAGAAGGGACUCAUAGAGGGGAGGAUGGGGAUGUGGAGGCCCGUGAAAGCAAGGCUCUCCUUCACAGCGAGGCCUCAGAGGAAGAGGAGGAUCUACUCUUAGAAGAAGAGGAGGACGAGGUGGAGGAUGAAGGCACUGCAGUGGCCUGUGGUGGCAGUAGUAGCAGCAGCGGCGGACAAGUAGGGGAACCGGCUGUCUCAAACCAAAGCAUUUCCAAAUCUCCUUUAUUAAUGCCUAGUAGCGCUCUCCAGCCUUCUGCCUGUCCCUCUGCAGCCAGCCCCACACUGAACAGUAAAGCCCCAGCUUCCAUGUCCUCUUCCUCCAUCAGGGGAUUAGAAGAGGGGAUGGCUGCAGAUGGUGGAGGGAGGACUUCGGAGCUCCCUCUGAGCUUUAACUGCCAGGGGCCCACUGUCCCCAUGGCGAUGGCGGCAGCUGCCAGCAGAGGGGGCGAGGAUGACGGGGCGGGGACCUCCUCACCUCUCGCCUCCAAUGCCGCCACUGACGAAAGUGCCAAUCGUGAUAGUGCCACAGCUCCUGAACCAAAUGAAUGCCCGGCAGAGGGAGACGAAGACAACGGUACCCUCCUGCACCACCACCACCACCACCUCCACCAUCAUCAUCACCACCCACACCCCUCGUCUCACUCCCACUCCCAUCACACAGGGCCCUGCGAUAUGACUGGGGUGGGUGAGUGCACCCAGAACCACAGUGCUGGGGCCAGUGGGGGCAGCGGGGUCGAGUGCCCCAAGUGUGACACCGUCUUGGGCUCGUCACGUUCCUUGGGGGGCCACAUGACCAUGAUGCACUCGCGCAACUCAUGCAAGACGCUCAAGUGUCCCAAGUGCAACUGGCACUACAAGUACCAGCAGACCCUGGAGGCACACAUGAAGGAGAAGCAUCCAGACUCUGGGAGCUCCUGUGUGUACUGCAGCAGCGGGCAGAGCCACCCGCGCCUGGCGCGUGGCGAGAGCUACACCUGUGGCUAUAAGCCCUUCCGCUGUGAGGUCUGCAACUACUCCACUACUACCAAGGGCAACCUGAGCAUUCACAUGCAGUCAGACAAGCACCUCAACAACAUGCAGACACUGCAGAACGGAGGCUCCAUCCCCACGGCCAGUGAGCAGGUUUUUGGGCACGCGCCUGGUGGUGUGGUGGCCGUACCCUCAGCCACUCAGGCCAGCAGUCACCACACCAGCCACCACCAUCACCCGGCCCAGUCCUCCACCCACAUGGCAGGGCCCUGUGGUGCCCCCUCGCCCACCAAGCCCAAGAGCAAGCCCACUUGGCGCUGCGAGGUGUGUGACUAUGAAACGAAUGUGGCUCGCAACCUGCGCAUCCACAUGACCAGCGAGAAACACAUGCACAACAUGAUGCUGCUCCAGCAGAAUGUGACCCAGAUGCAACAUGGCCGUCUGGGUCUGGGGGCUAUGCCCUCACCCUCAGAAGCAGAGCUUUACCAAUACUACUUGACCCAGAACAUGAGCCUCCCCCCAGGCCUAAAGUUGGAUCCUUCUGGAACCGAUGCCCAGUUUCUGCUUGGAGGAUUUCAUCUGGACCCGAAUAUAGCUGCCCUAGCCCCAGCACUAGGUGGGGACAUCCCAAUGGAUGUGCGUCUGGGUGGAGGGCAGCUGGUGUCCGAGGAGCUGAUGACCCUGGGAGAGAGCCUGUCGCAGACCAGUGACCCUUCUCUCAAGCUCUUCCAGUGUGCUGUGUGCAACCGCUUCACCACUGACAACUUGGAUGUGCUGGGCCUGCACAUGGGGGCCGAGCGCUCGCUGCCUGAGGACGAGUGGAAAGCAGUGGUGGGUGACUCACACCAGUGCAAGCUGUGCUGCUACACCACACAGCUGAAGGCCAACUUCCAGCUGCACUGCAAGACCGAUAAGCAUGUGCAGAAGUACCAGCUGGUGGCUCACAUCAAGGAGGGUGGGAAGGGCAAUGAGUGGCGCCUCAAGUGCGUGGCCAUUGGCAACCCGGUGCACCUCAAGUGCAAUGCCUGUGACUACUAUACCAACAGCCUGGAGAAGCUGCGGAUGCACACAGUCAACUCGCGUCAUGAGGCCAGCCUCAAACUUUAUAAGCACUUGCAGCAGCACGAGAGUGCAGUAGAAGGUGAGGCAUGCUACUAUCACUGCAUGCUGUGUAACUACUCUACCAAGGCCAAGCUGAACCUGAUCCAGCACGUGCGCUCCAUGAAGCACCAGCGCAGCGAGAGCUUGCGCAAGCUGCAACGUCUGCAGAAGGGCCUGCCUGAGGAAGAGGAAGACUUGAGCACCAUCUUCACCAUUCGCAAGUGUCCAACCAGCGACACUGGUAAGUCAGGAGAGCUGAGUGAGGAUGUGGAGGCUGCCAGCGAGACCACCACAGACCAGGAGGACCAAACCAAAGACAGAGAGAGUGGGGGGGAGAAGGAGCUCACCAAAGGCACAGCAGCAGCAGCUAGCCAUUCAGAGAGGGAUCAGACAGAGUCACCGAUCCCCUCCAAGCGGCCUCCUUCAAGGUCUGGGGCUUCAGAGAGCCCUCUUUCUUCCAAACGUCCUAGGACGGCAGAAAAGAGCACUGGAGAGCAGAUGUACCAGUGCCCCUACUGUAAGUUCACGAAUACAGAUUUGAAUAGACUGAGGAUGCAUGUGAUGACCCAGCACUCGGUGCAGCCCAUGCUGCGGUGCCCACUGUGCCAGGACAUGCUCAACAACAAGAUCCACCUGCAGUUCCACCUCACGCACCUGCACAGCGUGGCCCCGGACUGCGUCGACAAGCUAAUAGCCACUGUGGCAACGUCAGAGGCGCUGCCAGCAAGCAUGUUCAUACCGGUCCCUGGACCAGAGAGAGAGGCUCAAAAUAUGUCCUUGUCCAACUCAACCUCUGAUGACACAAAGAAACAAGCAGAGACUACAGAUGUUGAGCCUGAGAAAGGAAUUUCUAUGGCUACAGAUAUAAUUGAAGCUCGCAAGUCACCUCUUGAAGAUCAGCAGCCGUCAAGAGAAGACACUACUGGAUUCCUAUGCUGGAAGAAAGGCUGUAACCAAGUAUUCAAAUCCUCUAACGCACUUCAGAUGCACUUCAAUGAGGUCCACAACAAAAGGCCUCAACUGCCAGUCUCUGAUCGUCACGUCUACAAGUACCGUUGCAACCAGUGUAGUCUGGCAUUCAAGACGAUAGAGAAACUGCAACUGCAUUCCCAGUAUCACGUUAUCCGAGCAGCUACCAUGUGUUGUCUCUGCCAGCGUAGUUUCAGGACUCUACAGGCCUUGAAGAAACACUUGGAGACUAGUCACCUUGAACUGAGUGAAGCUGACAUUCAGCAACUCUAUGGAGGCUUGCUAAUGAAUGGAGACCUUAUGGUUAUGGGUGACCCUUCGCUUGGAGAAGACCAAGCAGGUCUGAUUGAGGAUGAGAAAGAAGGAGAAGAGAGUGAUCUUGAGGAAAAACAGAGCCCAACAGGCAGUGAUUCAGGAUCCUUGCAAGAGGAUUCUGGAUCAGAGCCCAAGCGAGCACUCCCCUUUAGAAAAGGUCCGAAUUUCACCAUGGAAAAGUUCUUAGAUCCUUCUCGUCCUUUCAAGUGUACAGUAUGCAAAGAGUCUUUUACCCAGAAGAAUAUUCUUCUUGUGCAUUAUAACUCUGUGUCACACUUGCACAAGGUGAAACGGGCCCUGCAGGAAUCCACCACAGGUCAGCCAGAGCCAACCAGCAGCCCCGAUAAUAAGCCCUUCAAGUGCAGCACUUGCAAUGUUGCAUAUAGCCAGAGCUCUACACUGGAGAUUCAUAUGCGCUCUGUCCUCCACCAGACUAAAGCCAGGGCAGCCAAACUUGAAGCAGCUGGUGGCAGCUCCAGCUCUGUCAGCAGUGGCAGUUUAAGUGGAGGCACUUCUAACAGCACUUCCACCCCCAGCCCUGUCCCACCCGCUAACUCAACAACCAGCUCUAACAACAACAGCUGUUCUCCAGCAAACGUUCAGACAGCACACAGCAUCCUGGGAGGAAACCACCUUAGUCAGUCUCACAGCCUUGAGAGCAUGUCUAACUCAGCUUGUCAUCCUUCUCCCUCUGAGAACCAGGAUGUAAAGAAAAAGAAGUUUGCAGACAUGUUGUCCUCAAGAGGCCACCAGCAGCAGCUCCAACAGCAGCAGCUGGCUCAGGCUCAAGCACAAGCCCAGGCCCAGCUCCAACAAGAGCUCCAGCAGCAAGCUGCCCUACUUCAGUCCCAGCUCUUUAACCCCCUACUACAGCACUUCCCAAUGACAACAGAUGCUCUUCUGCCACUUCAACAGCAGCAGCUGCUGUUUCCUUUCUAUAUCCCUGGGGCUGAAUUCCAGUUAAAUCCAGAAAUGAACCUGAACAGUUCUUCUCUGAACUUAAGUGGCUCUGCUGCAUCACUAUUGGAGGAACAGAAGAACCAAGCACAGCAAGCCCAACAGAGCUGUUUGCAACAGCAAUUGACGCACCACCACCUUCAACAACAGCAUCAAGCUCAUUCGCACUCCCAGGCCUCGAGCCAAAUGGCUUUACUUCAACAGAGUGCAUCUCUUUCGCAUUCAGUAGACAAAAAACCAAAGUCACUAGUUGCUCAUAGUGAGAAGGACAGAGAGCUGCCAAAGGAUAAAGAAAUGAAUGAUAAAACAGAGGAUCAUGCUCCAAAGGAUCUCUCAGACAAUUCAAAGUCCAAAGAGAAGAAAGAUGCACCACAGGCUGUAGCUAACAUGAAUCAGGACACUGGAUUCCCACCACCACGAAUUGCAUCAGAUGCUCGUGGCAAUGCCACCAAAGUGUUGUUGGAGAAUUUCGGAUUUGAACUGGUGAUUCAGUACAAUGAGAACAAACAAAAAGCUCAGAGAAAACCCACAGGAUCUAUAUCUGGAUCAAGUGUGCCAGGUGGCAUCACUAGAGUGGUUGAUCCUGUUGAGGGAUUGGAGAAAUUGGAGUGUGAGGCCUGUGGUAAGCUCUUCUCCAACAUUUUAAUCCUGAAGAGUCACCAGGAGCAUAUCCAUCAGGCCUUCUUCCCAUUUAGAUCACUAGAGAGAUUUGCUAAAGAGUACAGAGAACAGUAUGACAAAUUGUACCCACUAAGACCACAAACACCUGAGGCUGCUCCUCCCCCACCACCCCCUCCUCCCCCACCACCGCCACCCCCGCCACCUCCACAGAGGGCACCAACACCAAAUAUACCUGUCUCUGCACCCGCACUCACUCCACCAACUGCCCCGACCCCACAGCCUCCAGGUCCACUUGCUCAAAUUCCAAUGCCAAUGGAUCUUCCUCUCUUUUCUCCACUCAUGAUGCAGCCUAUGUCUCUCCAGUCCCUACCCUCUCAAAUUCCUGCCCAGUUGCCAGCUGUUGAACCUGGUCUUGCCACUGAUCUUGCACAACUGUAUCAGCAGCAACUCACACCUGCAAUGCUGCAGCAACAGAGCAAAAGACCCCGCACACGUAUAACAGAUGACCAACUAAGGGUUCUGCGACAGUACUUUGACAUCAACAACUCACCAAAUGAGGAACAAAUAAAGGAAAUGGCAGACAAGUCAGGACUUCCACAGAAGGUCAUCAAGCACUGGUUUCGGAAUACUCUUUUUAAAGAGCGACAACGCAACAAAGACUCACCCUACAACUUCAACAAUCCACCUAUUACCACUCUGGAGGAUGUCAAAAUUGACUCUAAGCCACCUUCCCCUGAACCCCAAAGACAGGAGUCCUGUGGCAGUAAGAGAUCCUCAAGAACACGGUUCUCAGAUUACCAGCUUAGAGUACUGCAAGAUUUCUUUGAUGCCAAUGCCUACCCUAAAGAUGAUGAAUUCGAGCAGCUGUCCAAUCUUCUGAGCCUACCAACUCGAGUCAUUGUUGUAUGGUUCCAGAACGCCAGACAGAAAGCCCGUAAAAAUUAUGAGAACCAGGGUGAUGGAGCAAAAGAAGGUGAACGACGUGAGUUAUCCAAUGAUCGAUACAUUCGUACUACUAACUUAAACUAUCAGUGCAAGAAAUGCAGCCUUGUAUUCCAGCGCAUAUUUGACCUCAUUAAACAUCAAAAGAAGCUUUGUUACAAAGAUGAAGAUGAAGAAGGACAAUAUGAUAGUCAAAACGAGGACUCUAUUGAUCACUUACAUGAAUACUACACGCCAUCUGGGUCAUCAGGUCACACACCGAUGCCAUCAUCUUCAAGUCUUUGCCCUCUUCCACCUUCUUCCUCGUCUUUCUCUAAUAUGACAUCUGAGAAGGUUGAAGCUGCCCCUGCUAGCACAUCAAACACUUUUGAUGAGAAAUCCAAAAACUCUGCAGAAACAUCCUUUGCCCAAAGCGAGCGGUCAUCAGUGAAACAGGAAAGCAGUCACCCACCUGAGACUCCACCACAGAGACCACCACGAGAGGAAAAGGUUCAUGUAGCCUCCAAGAACACAAAGCUUUCUUCACCAUCUCUCUCUCAGCAGCAACAGCACAGUGGGUCUUCAGCCUCAGCCUCUCACACCAGCCAGACUCCCUCCCAAAGUACCCUGAUGGCCCUCAAUCCACAUUUGGCCACUGCAUCACAGCAGCAGCUGGCCCAGAUGAUUCCUUACCAGUGUGAACAGUGCAAGCUUGCCUUCCCCUCAUUCGAACACUGGCAAGAACACCAGCAGCUCCAUUUCCUGAGUGUUCAAAACCAAUUUAUUCACCCCCAGUUCUUGGAUCGCCCAAUGAACAUGUCCUUUAUGUUAUUUGAUCCUAGUAAUCCUCUGCUAGCUAGCCAGCCUCUUGCUGGUGCUUUGCCUCAAAUACCCAGCAACUCUGCCACUUCUCCAUCAACUCCUACAUCUACCAUGAACUCUCUAAAGAGGAAACUGGAGGAGAAAGCAGGCACUAGUCCAGGUGAAAAUGAUAGUACUAAUAGUGGAGAGGAGCCACAAAGAGAUAAACGUCUUCGAACCACUAUUACACCUGAGCAGCUUGAAAUUCUGUACCAAAAAUAUUUACUAGAUUCUAAUCCCACCCGAAAAAUGCUUGACCAUAUUGCUCAUGAAGUAGGGCUCAAAAAACGGGUGGUACAAGUAUGGUUUCAAAACACCAGGGCCAGGGAAAGAAAAGGGCAGUUUCGGGCUGUUGGGCCAGCUCAAGCCCAUCGCCGUUGCCCUUUUUGUCGGGCUCUCUUUAAAGCUAAAACUGCUCUGGAAGCCCACAUCCGUUCACGUCACUGGCAUGAGGCAAAGCGUGCUGGUUAUAACUUAACACUUACUGGUUUAGUAUCCGAUCAGGAAGGCAUGCACUUGAAGAUGGAUCCUCAUGAUAUUGCUGCUUAUGCUCAUCUGGGCACUUCUAACAGUGAUGCUCAGUGCUCAUCCUUGUCACCUGUAAGUAAAAACAUGGAUUUGUCUCCAAGGGCACUUUUGAGUCCGACAUCUAUCAAAGUUGAGGGAAUGGAGGAGUUUGAAAGCCCAACCAUGUCCUCUGUAAACAUGAGCUUUGACCAGAGCAAGCUUGAUAAUGAUGAUUGUUCUUCUGUGAACACUGCAAUCACAGAUACCACCACAGGUGAUGAGGCUAAUGUUGACAAUGACAGUGCUGAUGCGAAGCACAGCCACAACAGUGGAGAUUUCUUGUCUAAGACUGGGGGAACCGUCACAUCUCUUGAGAAUGAUGACCAAAUGUCUUCAGGACUAGUGAGUCCUGCAACAAGUUAUUACGCGAAAGACUUUGAAAAUGAAAAUAUGGUGGAUUACAGUGAAACAUCUAGUUUAGCUGAUCCAUGCUCACCAAGCCCUGGGGCAUCUGGUAGUAGAAGCAUUGACAGUGGAGACAGGCCUGGUCAAAAGCGUUUCCGAACUCAGAUGACUAACCUCCAGCUGAAAGUGCUCAAGUCCUGCUUUAGCGAUUACAGGACCCCUACUAUGUUGGAGUGUGAGGUACUUGGCAAUGAUAUCGGACUUCCAAAGAGAGUCGUACAAGUCUGGUUCCAGAAUGCUCGUGCAAAGGAAAAGAAGGCGAAACUCAGUAUGGCUAAACAUUUUGGCAUCAACCAGACCUCUUAUGAGGGACCUAAGACGGAGUGCACUUUGUGUGGUGUUAAGUACAGUGCACGUCUCUCAGUGCGGGACCACAUCUUCUCCCAGCAACAUAUCUCCAAAGUAAAGGACACAAUUGGGAGCCAGCUUGACAAAGAGAAAGAGUACUUUGACCCAGCCACUGUUCGUCAACUCAUGGCCCAACAAGAGAUGGAUCGUAUCAAGAAAGCCAAUGAGGUCCUUGGACUGGCACAACAACAAGCCAUGCAACAACAAGGGAUGUUUGACAGUCCUGCCUUACAAGCCCUGAAUUUGCAGUCUGCCUAUUCAAAUCUGCAAGGGAUACCCCCUGUCCUCUUGCCCGGUGUUGGAAGCCCUUCCCUUCCUGGCUUUAACUCAUCUAAUUCAGCUUUAACCCCUCCAAAACCUCCGAACAUCCUGAACAUGCCUGGUGCCAGUGUACCCUCACCUAGUCUCCCAACAUCUGGUUUACCCAACAAGAUCCCUUCCUCUUCCUCCUUGGCCUCCCCCAGCCCAGCUCAGGCCAGCACUUCUGUUGCCCACUCAAGUACUACAACCACAUCCACAUCAAACUCCCUGACUACCCAACCAGGCCCGCGGGCUGAUCAUCCCAAAGAGCGUGAAACUGAAAGGGCCAGGGAGAAAGAGAAGCCCAAGGAGAAGGCUGAGAAGUCCACCACACCAUUGUCAACUGGAGGAACUCCUGCUCCCUCCACUUCUGCUGCCAGCGCCAAGAAAGAAAAACCAGACACAGCAGUUCCGGCCACCUCAAUGCCAACUCCUGGUAUGGAGUAUGUGGUCGAUCCUGCCCAGCUUCAAGCUCUGCAGGCCGCUUUAGCAUCAGAUCCAACAGCUCUGCUUACCAGCCAGUUCCUGCCCUAUUUUAUGCCAGGUUUUUCUCCAUAUUAUGCCCCCCAGAUUCCAGGAGCUCUUCAAGGUGGAUAUCUGCAGCCUAUGUAUGGUAUGGAAAGUCUUUUCCCUUACAACCCAGCUUUAUCACAGGCCCUGAUGGGGCUGUCCCCAGGAUCCCUGCUCCAGCAUUACCAGCAAUAUCAGCAGAGCCUACAGGAGGCACUUCAGCAGCAACAGCGGCAGCUUCAGCAAAUCCAGCAACCCAAAGCGAGCCAAACUCCAGCCCCUUCUCAGCUCUCGGUGGACCAUAAAGAUUCUGCCAAAGAUCCAGUAAAAACAGAGGAGCAGAAAGGCACUCCCCCAGUUGAUACCUCUUCUUCUCACAAUAACCUACCCCCUGAGCAGCAUGAAGUGGAUGGUAAAGGUGCAGACCCUCUUCUUGACCAAUACGUUGUCCCCAAAGUUCAGUACCGGCUGGCGUGCCGCAAAUGUCAAGCUGUUUUCAGCAAGGAGGAAGCAGCGAUCAGCCACCUCAAGUCGAUCUGCUUUUUCGGUCAGUCUGUGGCAAACAUGCAAGAGAUGUUGCUUCGGGUCCCCAUGAGUGGCAGUGCAGCCGAGGGUGGCCUCUAUGACUGCCUGGCCUGUAACACCACUCUGGACGGGGACAAAGCGCUCAGUCAACACCUGGAUUCAGCCUUGCACAAACACAGAACAAUCACGCGAUCAGCCAGAAAUGCCAAAGAGCACGCUACUAGUUUAUUACCUCACUCUUCAGCCUGCUUCCCCGAUCCUAACACCGCAUCUACCUCGCAGUCUGUCACUCACCCAAACAACACCCCAUCUCCCCCGCCAACAACGUCAAACGCCACGCCGUCCUCAUCUGUGUCUGCAUCUUCGUGCUCCUCCACGGCUGCCCCCCUGAAUGCCACAGCUGCCAGCAAACCCUGGCCCCAGGCCUCUUUCUCUAGAGCUUUAGCUGGGAAGUCCAACGCCACUCCUUCUACAUCGUCUUCUUUUCCUUCAGUAUCCUCACCUUCAACGGUUACCUCAAGUUCAUUGAGCACCUCAGGGGUUCAGACCUCGAUACCAACAGACGUCUUUACCGACGAAUCUGACUCUGAUAGCAGUCAGAAGUCAGCGGACAGGCUGGGCCGGUCGGCAGAGGAGCCGCAACAGCCCGGUUGUCUCAAAGACAGUGAUAGUUGUAGUAGUAAUAUGGCUAGUGUAGGAACAGACUCCAUCAGAUUGUAAAAGAGCUUUUGGUGAUGGACAAUAUUUAAAACACAGAAAAGACAAAAAAAAGAAUAAAACACAGAAGUAAAAAAAAAAGCAGCAAUGUUUAAAAUAUGUUUAAAAGUAUACAAACCAAUUUCAGAAAAAGAUGUGUAAAGACUAACUGCAAUUCCAAAGCUUGUAACCAAAAAUUUAAACGUUAGUGGAUUGUUUUCCCAUAUCAACAUGCUGGUUUUAGUUCAUUUCAACUCAAAUAUAUAUAGCUUUACACACACACACACACACACA